UCUUCAGGAUUGUUGCUCCAUGUGCUCUGGUAUUUUUCCCCUCCAAUUUCCAGAGUUAAUAAAUUAUGUGCCCAAUUACUGACUGCAUCUGCUAAAGACAGCUGUCAGGCAUUUGUACAAUCAUUUUUAUUGCUAUAAUCUGCCUUUUUCCGAAUUAUUUGUGAACCAACCUAGCAAACAAGCAAAGAUUAUUUUUAUCUGUAUCUCUCACUGAUGAUGGCAGGCUGAAAACGAUCCAAUGAAAUGAAAGUGUAUGAAAUUCGAAGUGGUAGAAGGGACGUGUCUGUCCUUAUCUAUGUUAUCACGGUAAUCCGCUAAUUCUUCCUUGCUCGCUGAUAGUUAAACUGUGCUGUUGGAAAGCGAGAAGUGAGGCAGUUUUCGUACGCAAUAAACAUGUAUGAAAUAGCGUGCUAGUAAUCCGUGCUUCAUUCUUCGUUCCGCUUAGUGUAUGUACCGUGUUUCCCAAGAUUAGUUUCUACAAGCAGAAAAUGUGUUUUUAGGUAUCUCUUUCCAAUAUUGUGAACUCUAUAAUAACUCAUUGGUAAAAUAACUUAAUUUUUCGUUGGAAAAGUUCGUGACAAGUGGCAUAUUUUACGCCUGGUUAUUUCAGAAUAGACCGUGAGAGGACGAGGGAAACUGCCGGCUAAGACAUGUUUUAACCCAUUUGUCAGUGCAUGGUUUUCACCACAAGAACUUUGUUAUUAAAUGGUAUCACAUCCUGGGAUACAAGUUUACCUACACUCUGUGUGGACAGGCAUGCUGAAGAUACCACAUUACCGUAUACGUGGAAUUAACCCCCAAACUUGCAGAUUACAGGAAGGAGACUUGAACCCUCAGGAUAGAAGAGGCAGAGGAUCCCCUCUCAGCAUGACAAUUGUUUGCUGAGAAGCAAUUACAUCAUAUGAGGUUGCAUAAUGAUAGGAGGCAGCUGCAGGAACUGUGUGACAUCUUCCUUCAGAGGAAUCUGCACUUGGAUCAGUUGCGGACAGAAAUUGAUGCUUGCCAUGAACGAAUAGCACUGCUACGUAUGAUAAUACAAGAGAAGAGGAAACAUCUUGAAGAAGAUAAACCAAAAAUUGCAAAUAUGAUAAAACAAAGCCAGGAUCGAAGAGCUAGACUACCACGGUAUGAAGAGCACGUGAAUAAAAUGGAGCGACGUACAAGUCUGAUGGGAAUCCAUGCAAAUGAAACAGCUCUUGCGAUACAGAAAGAGCAGCAGGAACUGAAGGACAUGAUCCGAGCCAGCAUACAGCAACUUGUUCAGUACAUCUUCCCUAUCAUACCAGUGCAGCCAGUACCCAGCGAUGAAGACUGUGAGCAGCCUAGAGAUACUGUUACUGCUCUGGCAGAUGCAACCCGCACCGCCUAUAUUCGUGGCCGUUGGGUGUUCACCGAUAGUUCUGGCCAGUUACAGCACUGCAUUGUGGCACCCUCUUUACCUGAUUCAGGGGAUUAUUCUGCCUAUAAUGUGUGGGUGGCUGCUAACAAGGAUGGUGUUCCUGGGGGAAAUAGUGAGGGCAUGGAGCACAACCCAGCGUACAACAUCAGUGCUGCAUUAACCUACACCACUCAGCUUGUCAAUGUGCUUGCGUUCUACUUAGAUGUUCGGCUGCCUAACAAGCUGUGUUACAGUGAUUUCUGUGGCCAUGAAAUGACAGAUACGCAGUUUGCUCACAGAGUUGCGAAGCUCAAUUCCAAUGUUUUGCAUCUUUGCUACACCCAGAAUGUUAAUCCCGAGUUGCUGCAUCCAGCACGCACUCUGCACAACAUCCUUCUCUUGCUCAACACCGAAGUUAGUGAUCUCGGAAGACAAGGUCCAUUGGAGGUGAACCCUGUGUUGGCAAAAUCUUUAGAGGAUCAGUUAGCACGUGAUUUGGAAUUAGGAGAAGAUUCUGGGUCAGAAGAUGAAAGUGACACUUUGCCCUUGGAAUGGGAAGCUGUUCCCCAUGUUUCAUGCCCAGAGAGUGUCCCUGGUCCAAGCCAGAUGUCACAACAGAACUUCACAAGCACACAGCAGGCGACAAGUAUGGCAGGGGGACUAGUAACCAGUGCUGCAGCAAGCAUUGCUUCCUUAUGGAGGGGUUGGACUGGUACAAAAUAAUGUUCAUCAAGCGAAGUACUGUCGAAGAACCAAAGUUUGUUGGAAUGCUGGAAGAACCUUUGUGCUUUCCUCGAUGUGGUAGCAUUUCAAUAAACAGCAAGAGAACAGUUCCAUUAUUGAUAAACAUUUGGUUCUGUCAUUUCAUAUGAUACUCUUGUUAUGUUUUAAAUUGUUUGUAUUCAGUGUUGAUAGGCUACUGAAUAAUUACCAAGACUUGUAAUUUUGAUGUCAGAGUAUUUUUUUUAUUUACUUAACAUUGAUUAUUUGCUUAAAGUGUAUAUGACUAGAACUAGAAACAUUUAUGCAUUUCUACUGCUAAGUUCGUCUGCUGUUAUGCGAGGAGUAUCUUAUUGGGCUUUAUAUCACCAAAAAUUGCUGCCAGCUUUUCAGAUUCUAAUCUUGGGACUACCAACUUUGUUUUCUACACCCUCAGGUCAGUUACUUGGUGAAUGCAGACUUUUAUGUAAGUGCUAUUUUAAAAUUUGACUGUAACCUAAACAUUGUAACAGGAAGUGGGGUCCAAAUGUUAGUUUUAAUUAAUACACACAGACAUUUUUUUAUGGUUUUUAUUAGCCUGUCAGAGCACACAUGCAAAAUAAACAUAGAAAUAUAGAUUACAUAAAAUGCCAGUCAUUAUCUCUGCCUGCAAUCCCAAAUUUCGGAUUACAGUGGUCUUUCAGACAUUUUUAUAAAUUUCCAUUGUUCUAAUGGAUUCAUAAUUGCAGUAUGUGUGUUUUGUAUUUAUGUAACAACAUAAAUUUUAGUACCUAACAUGACUACGUGUCACAGUGAAGCGAUCUUCACUGCAUCGUAUCAUACUCCAGUAAUUCUCAGAAUACUGAAGAUUUAUGGAAUUGGGUUAGUUUCCAAGUAUAGAGCGUGAUGUGUAAUGUAAAUAUAAAAUUCAGACAAUUUCCAGAUUUGAUCAUUUAAUCAUCACCUGCUGCAGGUAAAAAGAAAUUUUCUAUAGUUAAUGUACUGCAGGAUUUAUUAAAUUAACCUUGAAUUUUAUUAAGAGGAGUAUGUUUUAUACAUACAUACAUUAAUUUUUUGUACAAAUUUUAAGUGAAAAAUUGCUCAUUAGUUAUACAGUGGGAUAUAUUGCCUUAACCUAUACCAUAUGGAGUUUACAUGCCCAAAUGCUCACUUCUUUGUGAAAUCAGGUCUUCCCCAUGACCCCAGUCACAAACUCGGAGGACAGAUGUGUGCAACCACAGAUGAAAAUAUCCAUGGUUGGAUAGACAUUGUCCCACACAUACUUUAAAGGUUUAGUUGAUUUCAGACAUAUUCACAAAAAUACAAAUAUCACGUGUCUUAUGUGACAUUUCGUGCUGAAUAUAAUCACUGUGUCCUCACAAGAUAAAGGUGUAUAAAAUUUUAUGAUGAACCACUUUUAUUUUUUGUAUUUUCUUUAUUGCUAAAAAAGAUUGUAUAGCAUUUUCUCCCUUUCCAUUCUUAUUCUCAAAGGUCAUUUGAUAUUUGUUUAUAAUAAUAUGAAUACUUCUGAUGUAUGUAAACAACUUACAUACUGUACAAUUUUUUACAUUUUAUUUAUAACAUCAGUGAAGUGCAUACAGUUGUAUUGGUAGUUUAUAUUAGGUUGUGCAUUAAUAAUCCCCCAGUCAUUUAAGUAUGGUGUAAACCUCGCCAGAAGACUGUCAGGUAAGAUAUUCUGUCAUGUCAGUAGUCUUAAUUAUGAGUAAAUUUUGUUAGUACUAUUCACUAAAAGCUGGUAAACUAGUGCUCAGUUACUGCUAUUUACAGUGCCUACACAUUUUGAAGGCCAUGAUGUAAAAUUACAUUAGAAACUUGUAUAUAUGAGUAAAAUCAAUACAGUUAUAUAUGUUUUAAUUCUGUUUUAUAAAGGAUUAAUGACUUCUGAUAUGUUGUGCCAUGUAAUCCAGUAUAUAUGAACUGGUGUUUCAGUAGGCAGUAAACACCUCUGAAAUGUUGGUCAUAUCUUGCAGACUACAUGGCACAACAUCCCAAAAGGCAGCCAUCUUAAUGCUCAUUGCUGUGAGAACAUAAAAUCUCACAAAUUAAUGAAACUUAAUCAAAAUGUGAAGGGUCUAAUACUUCAGUUAAAUAAUGUGCUUUGUUGUGUGACUAUCAAGAUUGUAAAACUGUAUUUGAAAAGGGUUGGCAGUUGUGCAUUCUUUCUCUCUACACAUCUCGAGUUGUAAUGCUUUUGCUUGCUGUGAUGAUUAUACCUUGUAAUGGACAUCGUUUGUGAACUUUAUCGCCAUUGCUUCAGACAGGUUUAGAAUGUGGAUGUUAUUACCCCCUUCCCUCCUAAGAUUUUCAAACGAAAGGAAUGAGUGACUGCAGUGUCUGCGUCUCUGCUAAAGGUAUGGUAUGUAAACAUUGUUAUUCCCAGUGUGUUGUUUUUAAUUUUUUUUUUUAGUUAUCCCUUUGGUGCAGAUGUGUCAUAGCUGGGAGAACUGAAUGUAAUACUAAUGGUUUCGAUAGAGAUGUGUAUGAAUAUAUGUGAAUGAUUUUAA
Messenger RNA from Zootermopsis nevadensis, 4602 nucleotides. The record is from RefSeq and is a predicted model, not a curated record. NCBI's taxonomy places the organism in Eukaryota, Metazoa, Arthropoda, Insecta, Blattodea, Termopsidae.